UUUAAGUGUUUAAAAAGUCUUUUCAUAUACAUUUGCAACUACUUUAUUACGUAGGUCUAUUGGCAGUUCUUUUGUCUUCCAUAUCCUGUUGCCUCCUUAGCUGAGAAUCUCACUGACUUUUAAAAGGAGUUAAAAAGGAGUUAAACAACUAUAUGAUUUCAAGUGCAGCUUGACUGGAUUGUGUCCCAAACCACAUCAUGUAGCUGACUUCACCAUCCUCAUCAUGUAAUAGAAAGAAAAAAAUUAAGAAUUGUAACAAAAAAAAAAGAAACAAAUAAAACAGAGCAGUGGCCACUUGAUGUUUUUGUCAUGAUGAGCGCUUCCAAGCCAGACAUCCUGUGGUCCCCGCAUCAUGCCGAUCGCUUCGUUAUCUGCGACUCGGAGCUGAGUUUGUACCGGAUCGGCGCUGUCGGGACAUCAGAGGCCAAAGCUGGGGCGCUCCCGUUAUCCGAAGAGACGGCAGCGACGCUGCUGGCCAUUAACUCCGACACACCGUAUAUGAAAUGCGUAGCCUGGUACCCGAAACACGAGCCGGAGUGUUUGCUCGCCGUGGGCCAGGCUAACGGCCGGGUGGUGCUCACGAGCCUCGGACAGAGCCACAACUCCAAAUGCAAGGACCUGAUGGGGAAGGAGUUUGUUCCUAAGCAUGCGAGGCAGUGCAAUACGUUGGCGUGGAACCCGGUGGACAGCAACUGGCUCGCCGCGGGGCUGGAUAAGCAUCGAGCGGAUUUCUCCGUUCUGAUCUGGGACAUCAGUAGUAAGUAUUCUCCCGAGGCCAUACCAGCCGAGAAGCUCCGUCUUUCCGGAGAUGCCGAUUCUGGUAUGGUUGUGACAAAGCCUCUAUAUGAGCUCGGACAAAACGACGCAUGUCUGUCCGUUUGCUGGCUGCCGCGUGACCAUCCGAAGCUUCUGCUCGCCGGAAUGCAUCGCAAUUUAGCCAUUUUUGACUUGCGCAACACCAGCCAGAAGACCUUCGUGAACACUAAAGCCGUACAGGGCGUCGCGGUGGAUCCACACUUCCCUGAGCGCGUGGCAUCCUUCUUCGAGGGCCAGGUGGCCAUCUGGGACCUGCGCCGCUUUGAGAAGCCGGCAUUCACACUCCCCGACCAAGCCAAACCGCUCACCAAGGUGGCAUGGUGCCCAACACGCACCGGUCUACUGGCUACUCUGACACGCGACGCUAACGUUGUGCGCCUGUAUGACAUGCAGCACACACCCACGGGGCCCGUCGGCUCAGACGAAAGCGAGCCCACCGUGAUCGAACGCAGCGUGCAACCAGGCAGUGGCGCCGACAGCGUCAUCAGCAGCUUCGCCUGGCACCCGUCCGCCCAAAACCGCAUGGUGGUGGUAGCACCCAAUCGCGCCAUGAGCGACUUUACCGUGUUCGAACGCAUCUCACUGGCAUGGAGUUCCACCACUGAUCUUGUCUGGGCGUGCGGACGUCACUUAUACGAGUGCGCUGAAGAUGUCGGAGAUGGCGAGAAGGACAUCGCCACUAAAAUGAGGGAGCGUGCUCAGUCGCGCUACGGCCACGACACCGUCCAGGUAUGGAGGAACCAUGUGCUGGCGGGUGAGAACGACCCACAGAUCAGGUCCCUCUGGUACACCUUGCAUUUUAUGCAGCAGUACACCGAGGACAUGGAGCAGCGACAGCAGGGAAAUAAGCAGUCUCUGAUCUAUUCAGGCAUCAAGAAUAUCGUCAAAUCCUGCUCUGGCACUGCGGAGUUGCGGCACUGCUGGAAGGGCUCGGAGAAGCCGACAGAUGUGGCACAGUAUCACAGUGAGGAGCGCAGCCUGGCCCUGCAGCUGUGCGGAUGGAUCAGUCGAGGGCCGGAAGUUGACGUCGAGCCGUUCCUCAGGUCUCUGGAGCAGGAGGGGGAUUGGGAGCGAGCAGCGUCCGUGGCCCUCUUUAACCUCGAUAUCCGCCGGGCCAUCCAGAUCCUCCAGAAAGGAGCCUCGGCGGAGAAAGCUGACCUGAACUUAAACGUGGUGGCCAUGGCUCUGUCGGGAUACACGGAUGAGAAAGCGUCCCUGUGGAGGGAGAUGUGCAGCACGCUGAGACUGCAGCUGAAGAAGCCAUACUUGUGUGCCAUGUUCGCCUUCCUCACCAGUGAACCAGGGACAUACGACGCAGUGCUGAGCGAGAGUCGUGUGGCUGUGAGAGACCGAGUCGCCUUCGCCUGUAUGUUCCUCAAUGACAAUCAGUUGUCCCGAUACAUCGAUAAGCUGACCAAUGAGAUGAAGGAGGCGGGGAAUCUGGAGGGCAUCCUGCUGACGGGGCUGACGAAGGAUGGCGUGGAUCUGAUGGAGAGCUACGUGGAUCGCACGGGAGACGUGCAGACUGCCAGUUUCUGCAUGCUCAGGGGCUCGAGUGCUGAAGUAGUGAAGGACGCUCGUGUACAGUGCUGGAUCGAGAACUACCGCAACCUGCUGGACGCCUGGAGGUUCUGGCACAAACGGGCUGAGUUUGACAUCCACAGGAGCAAACUCGACCCCAGCUCUAAGCCUCUCGCUCAGGUGUUUGUAAGCUGUAACUUCUGCGGGAAGUCCAUCUCGUUCAGCUGCUCUGCCAUGCCGCACCAGGGCCGCGGGUUCAGCCAGUACGGGGUCAGCGGCUCGCCCACCAAGUCAAAGGUCACCAGCUGUCCGGGCUGCCGAAAACCGCUGCCGCGCUGCGCCCUCUGCCUCAUGAACAUGGGAACGCCGAUGUCCUCCUGCACAGGUACAGGAAAGUCAGACGAGAAAGUCGACCUGCCAAGAGAUAAAAAGCUCGCUCAGUUCAACAACUGGUUCACUUGGUGCCACAACUGUCGUCACGGCGGCCACGCUGGUCACAUGCUCGGCUGGUUCAGAGACCACAGCGAGUGUCCGGUCUCAGCGUGUACGUGUAAAUGCAUGCAGCUGGACACGACAGGUAACCUGGUGCCUUCAGACAAGAUGUAGUCCUGCAGCGCUCCAGUCCUCGACCCUGAGCAAACAUCCACACCAGGGUUCGGUUCCUACACGCCUUCAUGGUGCCACGUCUACCUCCUCACGUCAAGAUGAACGGACCAGGGUUCUGGUUACACAGAACUAAACACCGCAAAUGUGAAAGCACUCUGUUAUAACGAACCCAACCAGUUUAAGUAUAUUUCCUCAAGCGGUGCAGCAAAAGUGCUUUGUUGUCCCGUGACUCUGCAACACACACACUAACAGGUGUCUUUUCCCUCCGCUGCUUUAGAUCAUGUUUGUGUUUCUCUUCAAGGUAACGUGAUGAGCUGGAAUCAGGCUAGUUGUUUGAGUUUGACACAUGUGUUUGUGUGUGUGUUUUUAAUCUCCUGAUAAAAAAACCAGUCUUGAGUCAAAGCUCAGAUCAGUUCUGUAUCUUCUGUCGCAUUGUGCGUUUGUCCUGUACAGAAACCAUGAACAAGCAUUCGUCUGGUUCAUGCUGGAAUCGUGGAAACUUGUGUGGAAGCUUGAGAGCCGUCAUCUCCAAACGUACUGCACCCCUGUAGAACCAAACAGGAUCUGCUUCAGCACCACUUCAGAUAAACACUGCAAAAUAAUCUCCUGCCAUCUGACGGGGCAAAUUAAACUGACUCGUGGACAUUUACUAUUAAUCAAAAAAUAAUUUAGUUAAUAAAAGUCUGUUUCUAAUUUAAACCCAA
Molecule: messenger RNA, 3647 nt
Organism: Clarias gariepinus (North African catfish)
Lineage: Eukaryota; Metazoa; Chordata; Actinopteri; Siluriformes; Clariidae
Gene: mios
Product: missing oocyte, meiosis regulator, homolog (Drosophila)
Exons: 11
Coding region: 310-2943 (877 amino acids)
Biological process (GO): positive regulation of TORC1 signaling; cellular response to amino acid starvation
Cellular component (GO): cytoplasm
Molecular function (GO): protein binding
Source: RefSeq, a predicted model, not a curated record